Molecule: messenger RNA, 1790 nt
Organism: Carassius gibelio (silver crucian carp)
Lineage: Eukaryota; Metazoa; Chordata; Actinopteri; Cypriniformes; Cyprinidae
Gene: mrpl44
Product: mitochondrial ribosomal protein L44
Exons: 5
Coding region: 122-1120 (332 amino acids)
Biological process (GO): regulation of gene expression; rRNA processing; primary miRNA processing
Cellular component (GO): nucleus
Molecular function (GO): ribonuclease III activity; double-stranded RNA binding
Source: RefSeq, a predicted model, not a curated record
GCAGAACCGCAGUGCUCCGGACACGUGGCGGCGCUGUGGACAGCUUCCCUCUCGCACUCCGUCGCUCUUUCGCGGACUGCGCACAGUCUAUGACAGUGCGCAGUGUCAAGUCGCGGCUGUCAUGGCGGCGUGCAGGGCCCUCGUGAGUCGCGCUGUAUUACCUCUGCAUUUCCAUAAUGUUUGCAGAGGAGUUAUGCUCACACAUAUCAGAGAGAAGAAGAGAUGGAUGAAGGCUUACACCCUCAUCAUGGAGAGGAAGAAAAAGAUGGAGGGACCUCCACCUCCAAAGCAGCGCUCCCAGCAGCCAAACUUUGAUUAUAAUGCUGAAGUGGAGGCUUUCAGCGCCCGACUGCAGGAGAGUUUCUCUAUGGAGCUUCUGAAGACGGCGUUUGUGAACACGUGUUACCUGCGAUCUGAGGAGGAGAGGAGACGAGCACUGGGCCUUGAUUUAGAGACGACCGCCCUCAACCUGAAAGACAACGGCGAGCUGUGUGUGCACGGUCAACAGUUCACAAAGGGUUUCCUCAAUGACUGGUGCAGGGGCAGCUUUCCCAGCCUCCCCGAGGAGGGUGUGGCAGCCGUCGUAGGCCACCUGACAGGGUCAGAGGUCAUGUGUCACGUCGCACGGAACCUCGCAUUGGAGGAUUUGACGAUGAGUGCAGAGUUUCCUGUUCCAGAUGAAACCCUGCAAGGAACAUUCUUCGCUGUGAUUGGUGCUCUGGAGCAGAGCAGCGGUCCUGUGCGAGCUGGGCUUUUCAUUAGAGAUUUCCUGGUGAGUCAACUAAUAGGGAAAGAUCUGUUUGACAUGUGGAAAGUGGUUGAUCCCAUGGGGCUGCUGGUUAAAGAACUGACCCGUAAAGGUAUAGGUCUACCCGAGCCCCGUCUCAUCCGGUCUGCUGGCGCCAGUACCGUCCUCCCUCUCUAUUUCGUCGGGCUUUACAGUGAGUGUAAGCUGCUGGCUCAGGGUCCAGGCGAGACUGUCCUAGCAGCCGAAGAGGAGGCAGCGCGCGUGGCUCUGAGGAAACUGUACGGCUUCACUGAGAACCGCAGACCGUGGGACUUCACUGCCCCCGGCGAGAAGCUUCAGAAGCCCAGCGUGCAGGCUCUCACCAGCGGAUAACUGACAGACUUCAGAGCUCAAUGUGAUGUACUGUGGCUUGAAGAGCAGAUUCCAGUGGGACACUUUUUGAACAGCCAAAAUAUGUACAUAUUCAUUAUCAUCUGCUUAUUUACGUUGAAACUCGAUUUCAAUUGCUGAAAUGUGUCUGUCGGGUCACUUGAGUCCAAUUUAAUAUCCCUGAAAUAAGACUGAAACUCUUUAUGUACCAGUUACAAUGAUAAUUAAAAACAUCAUAUACAUCUAUCUGCAGGUGCACGCUCUUUAGAUAUUAUUUCAUUUAUUUCUGCAUAUUGAUGAUGUGUAUAAAUGGUAAGCUUCGUUGCUUAUCAAAGUUCUGAACACAAUGUUCCAUUUGAAGUGUUCCGUCUGAAUAGAACUUUUUGUGUUGUCAUGGAGACUGGUUUUGCACAGUGGUUCUAAGUUGGUCACCGUAAAGAUGUUUGACUCAUCUUAUCAGCAGAUUCUGAGUUGGCCAGCACAAGUGGUGAUUAGAAAUGCAGAUAACUGCUCUUCUGUAAUGUUUGAAGAUUUUUAUCUUACAGUAUUCAACCUACCAUUUUUUUUUUACAUCUUUCUAUGUCUAUAAUCUUAAUGAACACUGACGCGCAAACCACCAUGUUCAUAUUAAAUGCCAGUGAAACCUAAUAAAAUUUACUUCUUUUAAUAUAAA